This is a messenger RNA of Lingula anatina, 588 nucleotides long. RefSeq lists its product as uncharacterized. The record is from RefSeq and is a predicted model, not a curated record. NCBI's taxonomy places the organism in Eukaryota, Metazoa, Brachiopoda, Lingulata, Lingulida, Lingulidae.
UCAGCCUGGAUGAACAUGGACGAGGGAGAUGAGGUCGGCGGCGAGGACAAUGAAUUAUAUGACAGACUUGAAACUAAACCGAGUCCCUGCGCGCCAAACAAACCUCCAAUCGCCGCCGAGUGUCGUAGACGAGUGGACUACAUGGACUCCACGGAGACCGGUCAGUACUUCGCCAUCCCCUGCAGCUCCCAGGGGCUACUCUGCAUAGAUGACCACAACCUGCUGACCAUUAAUAAGACUUGCGACGACUACGAGGUCCGUUUCUACUGUCCAUUGGUCUGGCCCGAAGGACAGGAACUCUUAAGACAGAAUGACCUGGUCGGACAAGAGCCAUCUGUGCUGACCGGAAAUGGCCCUGAUGUUGACCCCGACGCCGACGGUGCCACUGCCGGGGUCGCUCAGGGCGAAAAAAUAAGGACGAAAUUAACUGCUGGUGGCCAGCAAGAAGCUGGUUGACACAUUAAUGGCAAUAUAGAGGAUUUGAAAACGCCAAGCGUCAGACGAACAGGGCAUUUCGUGUAAGACAAUUUGGUCAUUAGGGACCAUUUCCAGACCUUAUCGUACUAACUGUGGAUCGAUCUAUCUCCA